ACUGUGGAAUGUUGUCCCAAAACGAAAGCGAAGGUGAACGUGCCGAAUACAACCCCAAUGGUUCGUUGGACUAUCAUUUUUUAAGUGAAGUUGCUUUAUCCCUUCAAAAUGCCCCUCCAAAAUCAAUAAAAUCCCGAAGUGUUGUACCUCCCCAUACACCCAAUUCCGAAUACGAGUUUGACACAACCAUCACCACCCUACCGUCUUUUCCCAAGCUCGACAAACUGGAUAUACCUUACGUUCGCGAAAAGGGUAUUAAAUACUGCAUCGAGUAUUUUGGGAACUUUUUCAAGUGCAAGGACUACGAGACCAAUUUGGUUCAGUUUUGGUUCUUGGACGUCAUCACCGACUGUGUCUGGUUCUUGCAAGAUGAUUGUCGGUUACCGCACCAAACGCAGAAAAUUGUCCUUGAGUGGUUCUUGUAUUUUAUGGACCUGUUGAGAAAUUCUAGGAAGAAUUUAACGCAUAGGAAGUUUUUUGGAAUUUUCAAAGAAGCGAUCUUAGUAGCAGCAGAAAUUGUGGAAGAGGGAUGCGAGUCAAUACCGCCACCUGGCGAAGUAUUUGAGCUACUUCCAGAUAGCGAUCAAUUACAUUCCAGUGCAUCAGAUAUGUGCUCCACAAGCUCGUUUGACAAGGAUAUGAGCACGAGAAAUGUAAGCUACAUUGAAAUUGCCAAACCUAAUGGAACUUGCAGAUAUGAAUUGCCUAAAGAAAUGUGCACGUGCGCGGAUUAUGACUUGUCGUCCAUCAAGUCACUUACUGAAACAGACUCACAGUCUCAAAUAAGCGAGGCUGAGGAAGACGACGAGCAGAUCAGCACACCACUUUAUACCGUUGAUUCCGAUCUGCCUGCUAGAUUUUUACCUCUUUUCACUGAAGUAGAUGGUGAGGUGUCUGAGCAAUCAAACAAAAGCACGGAACCGUCGAGCCAGUUAACCAACGCCGCUGAAGAUAAGUUUGAAAUUUACCAAGUUGCAGAUAAGUACGAAAUUGUUUCGGGUACUGAUACACCUAGCGGGGUUUCAUCUCAGACAGUUCCAACAAGGAUCGACUCCAUCAGUCGCGAGAAAAGUGAAGAAAAGGUGAAGCAGUUAACUGAUGAAGAAAUUCUGAAAGGAUUAAUGGUACAGAAAAUGUGGGAGCAGAGAUUGUUGGACAUGGACGACCCUAAAAAAGGAUGGGUGCAGUAUGAUGUCAACGAAAGUAACGUCACGGAAAUAGCGGCGAAUGAAAGCAGUUCGUCUAAUACUGGAAGCGAUGAUGAGUGGAUUGACAUAACUUUGAAGAACAGGAAAGCUGAAAUAGAACAGUUUGAGAAUCGCGCCACUUUAAAUUUUGGCAUACUGUGGGCGAUUAUCGAACUUGUGUUUAAAUAUUUCUACGAAGGUUUUCAGUUUUCGUUGGUGAAACUAGCACUUCAGGCCACACCGGAGGUAAUAACUCAAGCGGCGAACACCGAAUGGCAAAUUCCCAAAAGGAAUAGAGUACCGUUUGUAAAGCCCAAAAUCGAAAAGCCCAAGCCCGUAAAGGUAAAACAAGAGAAAGUCAAACGGGAGAAGCCACAGAAGCCAAAGAAGGCGGCCAAGGAAAAAAAGCCGCCACAAAAGAAGGCGCCGGCGAUGUCGACCGAAGAGAAGAAGAGGCUCGAAAAGGAAAGAUUGGAAUUGUUAAAGUUAGAAGAGGCGAAGAGAAUAGCCGAAGAGAACAAGAGGUACAUGUAUCCAUUAGCAGAUGGCGUAACUGAUGAAUUUUUUAUGGGAAUUUUCGAGAAUUGGGAAAGACCGAAACGCAAGAAAUAG
Molecule: messenger RNA, 1799 nt
Organism: Photinus pyralis (common eastern firefly)
Lineage: Eukaryota; Metazoa; Arthropoda; Insecta; Coleoptera; Lampyridae
Exons: 5
Coding region: 9-1799 (596 amino acids)
Source: RefSeq, a predicted model, not a curated record